Messenger RNA from Dama dama (fallow deer), 3517 nucleotides. RefSeq names its product beta-carotene oxygenase 2 (gene BCO2). Gene Ontology annotation, cellular component: mitochondrion. Gene Ontology annotation, biological process: carotene catabolic process; retinal metabolic process. The transcript has 12 exons. The record is from RefSeq and is a predicted model, not a curated record. Bases 82 to 1809 code for a protein of 575 amino acids. Gene Ontology annotation, molecular function: beta-carotene 15,15'-dioxygenase activity; carotenoid dioxygenase activity. NCBI's taxonomy places the organism in Eukaryota, Metazoa, Chordata, Mammalia, Artiodactyla, Cervidae.
CCAGGAAGUGAGUUUUUGACUGCCAGUCAGCGUGAGGAUUUGGGAAACACAGGAUCUGCUGCUGCAGAACUCAACACAAAAAUGUUUUCUCAAAUCUUUCUACGUUCUGUCAGCAGCUUUUCUACCAUUGCACUUGAUUUCCUUUCUAGGAUAGUACGCCGGAUCCCAGUUUUGAAGAACUACAUGGAAAAUACUCAUCAGAAAACAGUGAUCUGUGCUCAGGGGAAGACUCUUCCAUGCAUUGCACCGCUUCUAACCACGGUGGAAGAGACUCCACAAGUCAUCUCAGCUCGAGUCCAGGGACAUCUUCCUGAGUGGCUCAAUGGCUAUCUACUUCGUACUGGACCUGGGAAAUUCGAGUUUGGGAAGGAUAAGUACAAUCACUGGUUUGAUGGCAUGGCUUUACUUCACCAGUUCAAGAUGGAGAAGGGCACAGUGACAUAUAGGAGCAAAUUUCUACAGAGUGAUACAUAUAAAGCCAACAGUGCUCAUGAUCGAAUUGUGAUCUCAGAAUUUGGCACAUUGGCUCUCCCUGACCCAUGCAAGAAUGUUUUUGAACGUUUCAUGUCAAAAUUUGAAAAGCCUGCAAUUACUGACAACACCAGUGUCAAUUAUGUGCAAUACAAGGGUGAUUACUACCUUAGUACGGAAACCAACUUUAUGAAUAAAGUGGACAUUGAGACCCUGGAAAAAACAGAAAAGGUUGACUGGAGGAAAUUUAUCGCUGUGAACGGAACAACUGCACAUCCUCAUUACGAUCCAGAUGGAACAACGUACAACAUGGGGAACUCCUAUGGGAAACAUGGAUCCUGCUAUAAUGUUAUUCGGGUUCCUCCAGAAAAAUCUGACCUUGGGGAGACAAUCCAUGGAGCCCAGGUGAUAUGUUCUAUUGCUCCUGAGGAGAGGAUGAAACCUUCUUACUACCACAGCUUUGGAAUGACAAGGAACUACAUCAUCUUCAUUGAACAGCCUCUAAAGAUGAAUUUGUGGAAAAUCAUCUCUUCUAAAAUUCGAGGAAAGCCCUUUACAGAUGGAAUAAGCUGGGAACCCCAGUAUAAUACACGGUUUCAUGUGGUGGAUAAGCAUACUGGUCAGCUCCUUCCAGGGAUGUACUACAGUAAACCUUCUUUUACUUUUCACCAAAUCAAUGCCUAUGAGGACCAGGGCUGUGUUGUCAUUGAUUUGUGCUGUUAUGAUGAUGGAAGAAUUUUAGAAGUCUACCAACUACAGAAUCUUAGGAAAACUGGGAAAGAGCUUGGCCAGGUCUAUAAUUCAGUAGCCAGAUCUUUCCCUCGACGGUUUGUUUUGCCCUUACAUGUUGAUUUGAAUGCCCCUGAGGGAGAGAACCUCAGCCCGUUGUCCUAUUCUUCAGCCAGUGCUGUGAAACAGGCUGAUGGAAAGAUUUGGUGCUCUUAUGAAAAUCUAUAUCCUGGGGACCUAGAAGAGGAAGGAGGUAUUGAAUUUCCCCAGAUCAACUAUGGCCAAUUCAGUGGCAAAAAGUAUCAGUUCUUCUAUGGCUGUGGCUUCCGGCAUCUGGUGGGUGAUUCUCUGAUCAAGGUUGACGUGGUGAACAAGACGCUGAUGGUUUGGAGAGAAGAUGGCUUUUAUCCCUCCGAACCUGUUUUUGUUCCGGUACCAGGAACCAAUAAAGAAGAUGAUGGGGUCAUUCUUUCUGUGGUGAUCACCCCGAACCAGAAUGAAAGAAAUUUUCUCCUUGUCUUGGAUGCCAAGAACUUUGAAGAACUGGGCCGAGCCGAAGUGCCUGUGCAAAUGCCGUAUGGGUUCCAUGGCACCUUCGUGAACAUCUGAUGAAACAGCCACAAGCCCUGAUAACUAGGUUUGAAUGAAUGUGCUCUCUACAUAAGAGAGAGCAAAAGUGUACCUUACCUUCCAAACAGUAGACAUCUACUUUUAAAAUUUCUAUUAAAAAUUGAAUUCAUGAGAUAAUUAUGGUGUUAUAUUUUCUUAGGGAUCUUCUUUGAAAACCUUAAGCAUUGAUACAACUUUAAAAGAGAGUUUUAAAUUUAUAUUUACUGGAAAUAUCUUAUGGGCAAUAAAGAUACAUGAAAGAAAAACUAGACCUGGAUCAAAAACUAAAAAUUGUCACCACCAGAUAGAUGGGUAACAGAGGUUCUCACACUUGGAAGAAGAAAUAAAAAUAAAUCUAGCUAGUAGAAUAUGAAUAUAGGUCUGAAAAAGCCCCCCCCCCCCCCUUUUCCCAUCACAGCCUACCUGUUGCUUCUAAGUACUCACAGAGGAUGUUAAAAUGGCUACUUUUCUGCUGUCCAAGCAGAUGCCACUGCAGUUGAACCAUCCACUACCACCUCUUAUCCUGCCCCCAGCUCAGGCUUGGGAGGCUGUUGUUUUGAGGGAUGUUGUUAAAAUCAGGCAUUUUUCCUAAUCUUCAGGUGUCUGGUUCCUCAGAGAUUCAUGAAAAGUUGGUAUUAGGUUGGUACAAAAGUAAUUGCAGUUUCAGACCAUAAAUUUUAAAUCAUUAUAACUAGGCUCAACACAUCUUUAUUAAUCAAAAUAGGAACCAUUACAAUCAACACAUUUUUGCCAAUGAGAAAUAAGUGUAAAAACCCAUGCUUCAGGAUUCAGUGAACUCUUGGAAAACAUUUUCUGCCUCCUGCUGGUUGUGGAAGCAUUUUCUCUGCAAAAAGUUGUUGAAAUGCUUGAAGAAGUGGCAGUCAGUUGGCAAGAGGGCAGAUGAAUAUGGUGGAUGAGACAAAACUUUGAAGCCCAGUUCAUUCAACUUUUGAAGCAUUGGUUGUGCGACCUGUGGUCCAGGAUUGUCAUGGAGAAUUUGGCCCUUUCUGUUGACCGAUACUGACUGCAGACCUUGCAGUUUUUAGUGCAUCUCACUGAUUUGCUGAGAAUACUCUCAGAUAUAAUGGUUUCACUGGGAUUCAGAAAACUGUAGUGGAUCAGACAGGCAGCAGACUGCCAAACAGUGACCAUGACCUUUUUUGGUGCAAGUUUGGCUUUGGGAAGUGCUUUGGAGCUUCUUCUUGUGCCAACCACUGAGCUGGUCAUGAUGGGUUGUUAUAUAAAAUUCACUUUUCAUCACAAGUCACAAUCUGAUUGAGAAAUGGCUUGUUGUUAUUGCAUAGAAUAAGAGAAGACUAUACUUCAAAAUAACAAUUUUUUUUUUUUUUUUUUGAUUUCUGGUCAGCUCAUGAGGCACCCACUUAUUGAACUUUUUCACCUUUCCAAUUUGCUUCGAAUGCCAAACAACUGUAGAAUGGUUAACACUGAGUUCUUAAACAACUUCUUGUGUAGUUUUAAGAGGAUCAACUUUGAUGAUUGCUCUCAAUUUGUAAUUGUCAACUUCUGAUGGCCAGCUACAAUGCUCCUCAUCUUUGAGGCUCUUGUCUCCUUUGCAGAACUUCUUGAACCACGACUGCACUGUAUGUUCGUUAGCAGUUCCAGGGCCAAAUGUGUUGUUGAUGUUGCAAGUUGUCUCUGCUGCUUUACUGCCCAUUUUGGACUUGAAUAAAAAAUCCAUUUGAAUUUA